This is a messenger RNA of Leucoraja erinaceus (little skate), 1555 nucleotides long. Its product is annotated as rano class II histocompatibility antigen, A beta chain-like. The transcript is spliced from 5 exons. The record is from RefSeq and is a predicted model, not a curated record. The coding region runs from base 671 to 1516 and encodes 281 amino acids. Lineage: Eukaryota; Metazoa; Chordata; Chondrichthyes; Rajiformes; Rajidae.
GAAUGGUGCAGGCUCGAAGGGCCGAAUGGCCUCUACUCCUGCACCUAUUUUCUAUGUUCCUAUACUUAAAUCCUUUGUUAUGAAUGCUAAUAUAUCAUUUGCUUCCAGUCUUUCUUCAUAUGAAAGUCCUGACCACUAGCGUGUCCACACCCAAAGCAACACGGAUAAGCAUUUAUUCUCUCACAAUAGGCCCGUGAUCAGGGCCGGAUAUACGUAUAGGCUUCACAAACUUAAUCUUAGGGCCUCGAGAUCUAGGGGGGGCCUCGGGCAGGGCUGGAUUUACCUAUCGGCUUUCAUAGACUGAUUGGAACGGGCCUUACAUAGGGGAUUGAGAGUGGCCUCACCAAAUCCGGCCCUGCCCGUGAAAAAGCUUGUCGCUCAUUGAGGUGAAUGCAAACAUUCCAUGACACGCACCUUGGCAUGAAGGAAUGGAGACAUGAGGAACUGCGAAUGACAACACACAAUGGUUUUUCGAAAGGCAACAAUGUCCUCUUCAUAAAAUAAGUGACUGGGGAAGUUCCCGAAAGUAAUUCUUUUGAACCUGAGCCAAGUUAGGUUUGGCCCUCGCCCCUAGCAAUUAAUAUUGAUUGUGAAAUGCGUGGUACAUAACUCGGCUUAACUUACGGGAGGUUUUGUGGGUUGUUCCCUGCACCUGCUAAAACUCUUCGCGAUGUUUGCUAACCAGGAGAUCCUCUGUACAAGUCUCCGGGGGAACAUGGGUCUCAGAGGCUUGCUAACGGCCCUGCUGUCUCUGGCUGCAGCCGUGGCAGAGAUUGAGAUCGAGACGGUGUCCGAGCAUUUCGUCUACGGGCGGAGCACGUCGGGCUCGGAGAAGACUCUGGACAUCCUCAGCGUGAACUCUGUGCCCUUCCUCGCCUACGACCACGAGGCGCGCGCCUUCUCCAUCAACGGCCAGGCCACGGACGGGAGGGAGGAGCUGGGCGAGGAGGAGGUGACCUACUUUGUGCAGAGGGCCGAGGGGUUUCAGAACCAAAUCCGGAGCGACAUGAGUGAGCUGGCGGCCGGCAACGAUAACCAACCCAUCGGCAGCAAGAAACCGAUCGCCCACAUCUACACAGAAGAGGACUACGUCCUGCAGAGAGCCAACACCCUGUACUGUUUCGCCGAGAGGUUCUACCCUUUCGAGAUUGAGCUCCAGUUCCUGGUCAACGGCCAACCCUUCACCGGCCCCGUACACUCGUCCCCACUGCUGGUCGAGAGAGACUGGACCUUCAACAUCCUGAAGUACAUCCGCAUCGAGCCUCAACGCGGGGACACUUUCAGCUGCCUUGUGGCUCACGUCAGCCUCGAUAAAGCCCUGACCCUCUCGCUUGAUCGGCCUACUCGAACACCCAUCUCGGGGAUCGUUGUCUGUGUGGUCGGAGUUCUUGUGGGAGUUCUUGGGCUAAUGCUAACCUUGUACUUGGGCAGAGAGAUACACAAAAGGAACGUGGCUGAAAUCCCUGUUCAUAAGAUUAUGAAAAUUGAAGGCCUGAAAAAGGAAAAUCCAAAAUAGAACCUGUUUUUCUUGUAAUAAAAUGUAAAGUGAUCAGUA